UUAGUGUUUGUGAGUAUUCGUGAAUUCCCAGCUGUAACAGUCCGGUCUUACAUCACGACCAGUCUUAACACACCCACCACACCCCUAAAACAUCACACACCCAUGGCGUGGUCCACUCCAGCCCACAUCCACAAAGAACCCAGAUGUGAGGCGCGUGGGAUGUAAGAGAGUAUAAAAGUCGCUGUCAGUGCCACAGAAGGUUAAGUGCGACAUCCUCCGCUUUCUCACGCCACCGACUGGACACUCGCCUGCCUGCUUCAUCACAAUGGCUCUGACAGUUCCCUACUCUUAUGAACUUCCAUUUCCACUGGAUGUGGAUAUGAAAAUUGGAGUGAAUGCAGCCUUCAAAGAAGAUGGCCACAGAUUUACGCUGAUGCUGCUGUGUGACGAGAACUACGAAAUGGCAGACGCGCUGUUGAUUGUAGAGACCGAGAGCUCGUCAACGUUGAAAUUCUCUUACCGCAGAGACGGGGUCACAGGUGAUGUUGAAACCAUUCCAGUGGAUGAUUGGCAAACCCACAAAGCAUUGCAGCUGUACAUCAGAAUGGAGAGGGAUUAUUUCAUGAUUACUCUCAAUGGAAAGUUCACAAAGACCUACCCUUACAACUUUUCCAUGAAGAAGGUGAAGGACAUCUGGAUCGACGGAGACAUUACUCUUUACAACUUCACCCCGCCACAACAAUAAUAAUGUUAUCCAAGAAUAAAAUUCAAACCCUUUGCAGACCAGUAAAAUGAACUCUUGCGUAUUUGCUUUGUAAUAUUCACAUUUCUUUUACUGAUGUAAGCUACACUGCCUAAGAUAUUGUAUCAAAUAUUCAAAUACCUCUUAUGUUAUUGGCUGUUUUGCUAUCAGUUUCUGAGAAAAGCAGAGAUAUUAGUUGAACUAUUGAAAAAAUGAGUUAAAUUCCUAGUUAUUUUUGGAGCAUAUCUGACGCAUAGUUAUUUCAAUUUACAAAACUGCAACAGACAUCAGUAACAGUGAAACGAUGGACAAUCACACAGACCAGAAGAGUGAUCAACAAAGCACGACUGCCUAAUGAUUUUUUUGAAAAUAACAUCACAAUGAACUAUUAUUGUAUCAUUAUGUCCAAUAGUAUAAAAAUAUAUUGUUAUUGAUAAGGAUAUUAUGAGCAUUACCCAUAAUGUGUUAGGUAUAAACAAUAUCAAAAAGUAAUAGUUUUACUUGCUUGUUUAAUUGUCUUUCUUUUCUUGCAUUCCCCUUACUGCAAAUAAAAUGUACCGAAAACUGA
This is a messenger RNA of Pomacea canaliculata, 1250 nucleotides long. RefSeq lists its product as uncharacterized. The coding region runs from base 266 to 685 and encodes 139 amino acids. The record is from RefSeq and is a predicted model, not a curated record. The transcript has 4 exons. NCBI's taxonomy places the organism in Eukaryota, Metazoa, Mollusca, Gastropoda, Architaenioglossa, Ampullariidae. Gene Ontology annotation, molecular function: carbohydrate binding.